Molecule: messenger RNA, 4402 nt
Organism: Chara braunii
Lineage: Eukaryota; Viridiplantae; Streptophyta; Charophyceae; Charales; Characeae
Source: the annotation of a GenBank genome assembly
GGUAGAGGGCGUCGCCAGUCCUGCCCACGCACGCCUGCUGUUUGCCGCCGUCUGGGUAGACGUUACGUUGUCGUGCGUUGUCGUCGUUAGUUGCCCUUGCGAGAAUGGUUGUGUUACAUGGCCGACGUGCUUCGCAAGCUGCCGCUGGUCCUCCUUGUGGUGAUUCUGCUUCUCGUUGUCGUCUUUGUUCAGGUGUGCAUAUUGGGGAGGUUGCCUUCACGUACUUGCAGGAAUCGAGGGGUGAGGAAGAGCGUGGCCAUGGACGGGCGGCAGCCGAAUCUUGCCACAUUGUCGGACACUUAUCCCAGCCACCGGCCUGCGAUCUGUACCGGUGUAGACAGAAGAACUCAGGUCCGUCGCCGUACGAAGGACUCCCGCCUCACAUGCAACCUCUGCCCGAUUCGGACGAGGGGGAGGCGGACGUGGACGUGUCCAACACAGUUCCGCUGGGUAGCGGGUCGACCCAGGAAUGGAUGGGUAGCCAGUUGUAUGAUCGGCGCGGAGCGAAGUACAGGCAGUCGUUCACUUCCCUCCUCCACGAAGGUGCCCAAGACGAGGAACGCCUCCCCCCUGUGGAUCUCACAAUUGGCCUGCGGAGCGGGAGCCCAUCUUCUGCCACGCGCACUGUGCUCGUGAACCCUCAUCCCAACGACGACGCGGGGCAGGUGACAUUGGUCGGCAGGCGCACGAGGGGUGGUUCUGCACCUCAGGAGACGUCCGAGAAGGCAAGGGAGCGGCCUCGAGUGCAGGCGACUUCUGGACCGUCAAUUCCACGCACCACCGGUGGUCGCCCUGAGUGGAUGAACCCCCCUCCUGUGUUCUCCAGGGGUCGAAACACUGUUCCUCGUCCAGUUGAAAGGGGUGUGAGUGAGGAAGACUUCCCUUUCGAGGGCGCGCAUGGAGAUGGUAGGCGGGUAUGGAAGGAGUCGAGGCAGGAGUUGCGGCGACAACAAGAAGAGUCCAUAACGCAAGGUGUGCAGCGAUUACGCGUGGGCGAGCGGGCCGGGCAAGCAGACGCGGUUGGUGGGGGGGGUGACGUCUGGACAGACGGUGACGAAGUUCAGUGCGACGCUGAGGAGGACGACAACGGUGACGUGUUCCCGUUGCGUGCGCCGAACAUGGGUGGCAGGGGCGGCAGAGGCAGGGCUUCGACGAAUGCUGGGCGGAGGUGGAAGAGGUCGUCGGCGACCUCUGCUGAUGCGGAAGGUGAGGGGGAUGAGGAGGGUGGCCGAAAUUUCUGGUCUGUGGAUCACAUGGUGGCCCUCAUAAGGGCGAAGCGGGAUCUGGACGCCCAGCUGCAAGCGGCGGGGCACGCAUUCGCAUGGAUGCGGUCGAGGGAGUGGAAAUGGUUGGACGUCCGGGAGAGGUUGCUGAAGGUCGGUGUUGAUAGGCCGACAGACAAAUGUGGGAAGAAAUGGGAUAAUCUCAUGCAACAGUUCAAAAAGAUCCACACUUUCAUGGGCAUCUCGGGGAAGGAGGACUUCCUUCAAUUGACGAGUCAGCAGAGGGCAGAGAAAAGAUUUAGCUUCAACAUGGAUCGGGCCGUCUACGAGGAGAUCAAAGGGGCAAAGGAGAGGAGCCACACUAUCAGCCCGAGCAAUGUUGCAGACACCGGUGCCGCAGGAGGUGUGCAACUCCCAUCUGCACAGUCGGCGACUCCGAAAUCUGUGGGGGACGGGGAUGCCGCUGGAGAUGGCAACGACGAAGACGACAGCUCAGCGCGUGGGGGCUCACAGACGACUGGAAGUCCGACCGGUUUCAGGAAGAGGAAAAACGUGCGGCAGCAGAUAUUCGAGGCCUUAAGCGAGUGCAUGGAGAAGCAUGGGGCGUUGAUGGCGUCGACGAUGGAGAGCGCGAGUAGGGGCCAAUGCGAGGCGAUGGAGAGCGCGAGCAAGAGGCAAUGCUCCAUUCAAAUUCGGCAGUGUGAGGCUAUCGAAGCGAAGGUGGAGGUCCAGAAGCAACACUGUGUUGCGUCUAAUAAAGUUAGCAAGCUUAUGUGUCAUGCGCUGCUGGAAAUAGCGAAGGCUAUACGAGAGCGUCGUGUGGUUGUCGUCUCUUCGUCAUCGCCAUCAUCGUUGUCUGUCUUCUCGGCGAUGACGAAUACUCGCAACUCUGGCAAGGGGAAAAGGGGGAGGGAUUCCCAGAAAAUGGAAGCUGCCGGCGUCGUGAAGCGGGGGAGGCAUCACGCGAAGAAGCCCAAGGCAUCAAGCGGCAGUGCUCUGGUGAUCGGGAGGUCCGCGCGGGAAGAGUGGGUUACCAAGGCCAGCAGCGGACAGGACGACGAUUUCGAAUCGGAGGCGGACACGUUUCAUGGGAGGAAAGGGACCUUGCGUGAAUUGUCGAAUGCGCGAAUGGUGAGCGGAGAGGAAGGUGUCGACGGUGGUAAAGAUGGGGGUCACGAGGUUGCGCGAGGCAAGGGUGAGGCGGGCGGCGGCGUGGGAGGCGGUGUUGCUGCCAGGGAGGAGCGUGGCCAGCCGACGACCCCUGGCAUGCGCGGUGCCGUGCCGUCGAAGGACGUCCAGGCCGCCCAGGACGUCGGUAAACACCCGCCAAUGCGGGCGCCUUCAAACCCAGCGACGCCCACGGCGGGACAGGCGAGAAGGGAUGAAGGGGCGGGGGUGAAUGCGGCAGUCAGGGGACAACUUGCGACGCGAAAAGGAAGCCGCAGCGGUGGGGGCUGUCGUUGGCAGAGGCGAUCCGGAAACCUGGCGGCUCUGGAGGCGAAAGCGAAACUGUGGGUGGACGAUCUGCAUUUCUGGAAUGAGACGGAGGGGCAUGGGAUGUUCAAGAUCAUCCAAGAGACGUGCCUGCACCUCAUCGCCAUCGCAAAGGGUGUGAAACCGUCGGAGAUCAGAAAAAGCAUUGUCCUCCCGAACGCCACGAUCCCUCGGCAGAAGCUGAAAGACGUGUCGGAGUUGGGGGCCGCGAAGGAGAGGGCUUCGAGGGUGCAGACCAUAGCAUUGCGCAUCAUCCAUGGGUGGAUCUUCAAGUCCCCCAAUCGCGCGCGCGGGUACCACUGCUCCUAUGGCUAUGUGCUGAACCACGUUGCCACAGACCUCGCCCGCGCCAUCUGGUUUGGAGAGGACUGGCGGGUAUGUGUGAGUCCGGCGGUCGUCCAUAACACUUUAGAGCUUCAUAUGAAGCUCCCCAUCUGGUACGUAGGUGGCGUCAUACACGACAGGCACGAGGAGGACGAAAUGGCGUCGUAUCAGGAGUCCACAACGCAGCGUCUGGUGGGAGCUUUCACGAAUGCUGUUGACAUGGGGGAGGGGGUAGACGGCGGGCGGAUAUCGUACGAGAGGCUGAGGAACGUGGCAGACUGCAUGCGCCUUUUGCUGUCUGCCGCCAUGUGGAUCAUGCGGAUGGCGGGAGAUAAUCUCCGUUCGCAUUUUGAGGCGUCCCAUCUCGUGGAGCUCAUUGCGAAACCGACGCUCAUUGCGUCGCUGCAUGGCUCGUUCGACGCGCGCCGCCAUGUUCUGCAGUGUGUCAAUGCAGCGCUGUGGACGACGACAAGAGGUGACCGCGCACAGCCACCCGCCGGUGCUGCUAAUGAUGACGAUGAUGUUGACGAUGAUGACGUUGAUGAUGACGAUGAUAAUGGUGACGAUGAUGAUGAUGGUGACGACAACGAUGAUGAUGAUAACGAUGUUCAUGAUGAUGAUGACGAUCGUGAUGCUGUCGAUCGUGAUGAUGACGGUGACGAUGAUGAUGGUGAUGAUGAAGAUGAUGAUGAUGAUGAUGAUGAUGACGAUGUUCAUGAUGAAGAUGAUGAUGAUGACGAUGAUGAUGAUGACCAUGAUGAUGACGAAGGUGGUGAUGGUGACGACGACGAUGGUGGCGACGACGAUGAUGUCGUCAAUGAUGAUGGGGAUAGGAGCUGGCAUGGCGUGUGAAUAGCGGUUGCGCGCGUUUCGUACACUGUCUUCUACUUCCUUUGCGUCGAGCCGUUUCUUGUUGUAAAAGCGGUUGCCGAGUAGGGGUGAGAGCUCGGUUUCAUAAAGCUGACAGCAAAGUGCUGUCGACAUGCACGUCUUUUCAUUAAAGGGGCCACUCAUUGUCAACUGUGCGGUGUCAUUAACGUCCAUCAUGUCCAUGUGCAUCAUUGAUGCUAAUUUGAUUUCGUGUGUUGUGGCGAACGUUCCUUUUAUAUCGCACUCGUGUUUUCUUAUGUUUGUUCUUUCUGAUUGCAAAGCUUCCAUGUAAAGCUGUGGGUGAUAAGGUGCAUGAAUUCUGUGUGAGAGAUUGACGUUUUCACUCAGUGACCUUCUUUCUCCUGCACUCAUCGUUCAACCAUUCACAACACUUUGACGAAGAUGAAGACGAAUGAUUGGCAACAGAAAAUAUGUACUCCAACAUUUGGACCAAGGACAUAUGUGAACUCAAAUGAAUGCUAUCAUCAAUG